AUGGCUCCCACUAACUCCAAAAACCACUCCGAUCAGGCUUCCACCAACUACAAAGAAGCAUUCAGCCUCUUCGACCGCCGCGGCUCCGGCCGUGUGUCCGGCGAACUGCUGGGCGACCUGCUACGCGCCUGCGGGCAGAAUCCCACUCUGGCUGAAAUUGCCGACCUGGAGAAGUCGGUCGGGAAUGACUUUGAUUUCGACUCCUUCCUCAAAGUCCUCAAUCGCCCCGGCGGGUUCCGUGAGCCCGGUGACCCGGAGGAAUACUGUCGUGGAUUCCAGGUGUUUGACAAGGAUAUGACAGGGUUUAUUGGGGUAGGACAGCUUCGCUACAUUCUCACCAACCUCGGCGAGAAAAUGUCCGACGACGAAGUGGAUGAGCUCCUCAAGGCGGUGGACACGUCCUCGGGCGAGAUCAACUACACGGACCUGGUGCGCACGAUCCUGGCGAACUGA
Molecule: messenger RNA, 453 nt
Organism: Penicillium lagena
Lineage: Eukaryota; Fungi; Ascomycota; Eurotiomycetes; Eurotiales; Aspergillaceae
Exons: 3
Coding region: 1-453 (150 amino acids)
Biological process (GO): mitotic actomyosin contractile ring assembly
Cellular component (GO): myosin II complex
Molecular function (GO): calcium ion binding
Source: RefSeq, a predicted model, not a curated record